Molecule: messenger RNA, 2157 nt
Organism: Alosa alosa (allis shad)
Lineage: Eukaryota; Metazoa; Chordata; Actinopteri; Clupeiformes; Clupeidae
Exons: 2
Coding region: 1-957 (318 amino acids)
Source: RefSeq, a predicted model, not a curated record
AUGUCUCCAGCCCCUUCUCCCUGGCUCUCCACUCUCGACCUUGCGCUGUCCCGUCCGAGACCCAUUGCUCUUCCUGCACCCCCUCCUGUCCAGCCCGCUGUCCUCUCGCCCCUGCCUCCUCUGGUGAUAGUGUCCUCUCUAGCGGUGCUUGUUUUUGUGUUGUAUCUCUGUGCCCGUGCUGACCGUGUGGUUCUUAGAUUUUUUCACAGCAGCAGACCCAUCUCUCUCUCUCUCUCUCUCUCUCUCUCUCUCUCUCUCUCUCUCUCUCUCUCUCUCUCUCUCUCUCUCUCUCUCUCUCCACCACAUUCCCACAUACGGCACUGUUGCUGUUGCUCCCCACUAGCCAUUCUCAGCAGAGAUGCAGCAUUGGACAUUUAUCAUGAAUGUUCCCAAUGCAGCGGGACCUUCAGGCUUCUUAUCAUGCAUGUUUGUGGGUGUGUUGUGCUGUGUUGUGAUGUGCUGUGCAGUGUGUGUGUGUGUGUGUGUGUGUGUGUGUGUGUGUGUGUGUGUGUGUGUGUGUGUGUGUGUGUGUGGUUGCUUUUGUAUGGAUGGGGUGUGUAUAUGAAUCAGGAAAUGGAAAGCUGCAACACAUGCAUAGUAAAAAUUGUAUAUAUAUAUAUAUAUAUAUAUAUAUAUAUAUAUGUGUGUGUGUGUGUGUGUGUGUGUGUGUGUGUGUGUGUGUGUGUGUAUGUAUGGGCCUUUGCGUGGUUAAAUACAUGUUCAGAGAGUGUUGUGCGACAAGCAGUGCACCUGUAUGAUUUUUGUUUGCAUGCUUGUUUGAAGUUGUGGUUCCAUGUGUCGUGUUUGUUUUCAUGGUCUCACUCUCUGUGUGUGUGUAUGUAUGCACAGUAUGUACAGUAUGUGUGUGUGUAUGUAUGCAUAUACAUUAUGUGUGUGUGUGUGUGUGUGUGUCCGUGCAAGCACGCGCACCACUCUUUGUUGCUAUUCCAAACGUGACCCCGUCGCUGACCAAGUAAAAGUUUGUGACUGUGCCUGUGUUGUCACUGCCAUGGCCAGGCUGCGUCUGGAGGCCAGGGCCUAGGCAGGAGUGCACUGGCAGGGGUUACUGUCACAAACCAACUGCCUAAGUGUGCACUCCCACUAUGCUGACUGUGUCUGCUUGUGCGCGCAACCUCUGGCAGCACGUACCCUUAUCUAACUGUGGCAAAGGGCAUCCGUCUUUGUCAUGAUUACUGUAUUACUGGCAUGCCCUCCAUGCAAAGAGGGAGGGCGACUUAUCUUAAAGCCAGUUAAGUGAACAUCAUAAUUUUUUCUCUCUCUUCAUCUUUAGAGUGUGUAGUGUGAUUGGUGCAACUAGAGUGUGAUUGGUUCAAAUGUGACACAGUAGAUAAACACAAACGUUGAUAAGCUAGCUAUAGGGAAAAUAGCUUUUAAUAUAUUAUUUAUUCAGCCAGAUACUUGACAUUUGUAUCAGACAAUGACAGAAGAGACUUUGUGACACCCUUUGUGAAGGCAAUUCAGAAUGCCACUAGCAUCAGUGUCGGCUAUCAUGUAGGAAGAGGACACCCGUCAGAGAUAGCAAAUGAUGAUCUGUCAAUAUUUCCAUCACGCCACACUCUCUGAGAUUCAAUAUGUUGUAAAUGUAUGUACGUCAACCUCCUCCAUCUCUAAAGCAUGUAAUCUGCAGUAAUGACCUGACCAACUGUCACACUCUGUUUCCCUGUCACCAGUCUUGAUGACCCCUGUGAUCAUGUCAGAGCAGAAGUUAGUUUUGCUAUUAAGUGCCCAGUGUAAAGUCUUGUUUCUGUGGGUCUGUCCUCUAGUGAAGUGGUGUUCUGCCAAAUAUAGACAUUGCCAAAUAGGUAAUUUAUUCAUUCCACAAGGGUGUGCUCAUAAAUCCUCUAUCUUGCGCUCACUGUCUGUAAACAGUAUUUGUCUUUUACUCUGACUUGAGAGUCGAUUUGCUUUACUGGCAUGGGUAACACAUCUGUAUUGCCAAAGCUAAUAGUAUGAAAAUGAAUAUAAUAUGCAAUAGAAUAUUACAUAGACAGUGUAACACACAUACGUAUCAAAAUAUUAUUGUCUGCAGCAGAACACAUUUAACUCCCCUUUGUAAAUGUAUUUAUUUGGGAGCUGUACCAGUGGUUACAUACUUUCUGUAUCUCUCUUGAUCUCCAAUAAAUCUGUCCUCACUCA